AUGAAUUAUAAUCCUUUUUAUUAUGGUUCUGGUAUUCUUGCUGGAAAUAAAGAAGUAACUAUUUCAAAACCAAAUACAUUUGUAAAACUUCUUCCAUUAGUAGAUUAUUUUUUUGUUACUUGUCCUGAAUUUGGAGCAAAAGAAGGUUUUGAAAAGGAACGUAUUUUAUUUUUCUAUCCAACUGGAGAAGAUAUAAAAAAACAAAUUGAUGUAACAGGAUACAGUGAUGCUGUUUAUAACUUUACUGAUAAUUUUCUUUCAAAAUCUAAAUUGUUAGAAAAAAAUGAGUUUGAACAUCGAUAUAUAACAACAGACAAGUAUGCACAAAUUAUGAUUCGUGUAGAAAAUGGUCGUUUUACUAUUGGAUUAUCAUUAAAAAAGAAAGAAUGCAAAGAAUCCGAUUACAUGAUUCAUUUAAAAACAAUAAAAAUUCAACUGGAUACUUAG
Molecule: messenger RNA, 447 nt
Organism: Strongyloides ratti
Lineage: Eukaryota; Metazoa; Nematoda; Chromadorea; Rhabditida; Strongyloididae
Product: Ccz1 ortholog
Exons: 4
Coding region: 1-447 (148 amino acids)
Biological process (GO): vesicle-mediated transport
Source: RefSeq, a predicted model, not a curated record